AUGUCCACAGAAACGCCCUUUAUCGUCGACGGCGAGGUCAUGUUUUCACACCCGCCGAACAACUGGCCGACCGACGAGUUCAGCUGGAGAGACCCGGUGCGGUCGUUCGUCCAGGAGCACUACUUCAUCUUUGGCGUCAUGGGCUCGCUGGCACUGAUCGCGCUCUGCCAGCGCUUCUACACCAAGGCAUUUCUCUCCAAGGGUCUAGCAGUGGACGAUUUGUUCAUGUUCUUCGCCUGGAUAACCUCGGUGACCACACAAGCCCUCAUGUGCUACCAGGUCGCCAACAAGACGCUGGGCCUGCACGGGUGGGAGAUGGUUGCUUCACACUUUGCCAAAGACAUGCCCAUCACAUAUGCCACGGCCGGCAUCUUCCAAAUGUGCAACGGCUUCACCAAGCUGUCCCUGCUCACAUUCUACCUCCAGCUCUCGCCGCAGAGGGGCUGGAAGAUUGCCAACUGGAUUGCCAUUGCCAUUGUCGCCGUCUCCUCCACCGUCAUCACACUCAUGCUGUACCUCUACUGCCGGCCACCAGCCAAGGCGUACAUGCCUCAGCUGGAGGGCGACUGCUUGAAUCCGGGUGCGCUGUACAUUGCCACGGCCGUCUCCAACAUUGUCACCGACCUGAUGCUCUUCGUCCUGCCGAUCCCCAUGGUGGUCAAGCUCCGGAUGAGCAAGGUGCAAAAGGGCGGUGCCGUCUUUAUCUUUGGCAUCGGCUCCGUGACAGUCGCCACCUCGGGCGUCCGCCUCCACUACCUGAUGAAGGUCUUGAACACAACAGAUCUCACCUGGGACGCGGCACAAGCCAACAUUUGGUCCCUCAUCGAAGCCAACCUCUUCAUCAUCUGCGGCUCCAUGCCGACCCUGCGCAAGUUCUUCAAGCACUUUGCCCCGCGCCUCAUGGGCGGCUCGUCCGCCAACACCAACUCGAAUGGCUAUCGACACUAUGGCGGCACCUCGGGCGCGCGUCUCGAGACGAUUGGGGGCACGAACAAGGAGACGCGCAAGGCAAGGAGCCGCUACAUGGAGAUGGACGACAUGCACGACCUCUCGGCCAUGACCAGGAAUGACAUUGGUACCGACGACAAUGUGGAUCGGGUGCAUAACGACAAUGGUAGUGACAAGGCGAUACUGCAGACCAAGACAGUCGAGGUUUCGUAUUCAAGAUGCUGA
This is a messenger RNA of Emericellopsis cladophorae, 1173 nucleotides long. RefSeq lists its product as uncharacterized. Bases 1 to 1173 code for a protein of 390 amino acids. The record is from RefSeq and is a predicted model, not a curated record. Lineage: Eukaryota; Fungi; Ascomycota; Sordariomycetes; Hypocreales; Bionectriaceae. The transcript has 3 exons.